AUGAUUUCAAAAUGUCCUUCCAAAUCAAAAUGCCGUGUAUGCCAAAAUUCACACCAUACCGCGUUGCAUCGUCAUAUCUCGGCAGAUAACAAUGGAGCUCAUAUGAGUGAAACAAUUGCGUCGCAACCACCUGUUCUAUCGUUAGUAUCACAAAGUACUCGGCGUGCACUUAUUCCUACAGCUCUUGUCUUAAUCAAAGACAAGUAUGGCAGUUUUCAAACAGCGCGGGCUCUUCUAGACUCGUGCUCUGAAAUUAACUUCAUUACUGAAGAGCUGGCUAAACGACUUCAACUUGGAUUUCAGCGAAAUAAUCAAGAAAUUUCUGGUAUUGCAGAUGUUCGUACCAACUUGCGGUUUUCAGUCAAAACAGUUAUUAAAUCUCGAGUGUCUAGCUAUGAAUUCACUUCAGAUCUUGCCGUCACAAACCGAAUUUCGCUUCAGCAGCCAGAACAUUGUUUGGACACUACCAACUGGAAUCUUCCAGAAGGCAUUAUACUGGCUGAUCCGCUCUUCUACAAACCACAAAAAAUCGAUUUGUUGCUAGGCUCGCAAGUCUUCUUUGAGAUAUUCGUCGGUAACAACCAAACACUAAGUGAAUACUCACCGCGUCUAAUCAAUACCACAUUGCGCUGGAUUGUUGGGGGAAAAUUGGACAGCAAGUCUAGAUCGAAUUUCUACACGUGCAAUGUCGCUACGUGUAAUGGACUUGACACAAUACUGAAAAAAUUCUGGGAACUUGAAGAUUUCGCAUACGACCAGGUGAAAUAUUCCAUAUAUACUCCAGAGGAACAAGAAUGUGAGAAUCAUUUCAAGGGGCACGCUAAGGUGCUCGCAAAUGGUCGCAUUCAAGUCUCUCUGCCAUUUAAGCAGUCUCCAAAUUUACUUGGAGAGUCCAUCGACAUUGCUAAACGCCGUUUCCUGCAACUCGAACUCGCCUUGAACGUGACGCUGCAUUAA
Rhagoletis zephyria (snowberry fruit fly) is the source of this 957-nucleotide messenger RNA. RefSeq lists its product as uncharacterized. The record is from RefSeq and is a predicted model, not a curated record. Lineage: Eukaryota; Metazoa; Arthropoda; Insecta; Diptera; Tephritidae.